Messenger RNA from Cucurbita pepo subsp. pepo (vegetable marrow), 402 nucleotides. NCBI's taxonomy places the organism in Eukaryota, Viridiplantae, Streptophyta, Magnoliopsida, Cucurbitales, Cucurbitaceae. The record is from RefSeq and is a predicted model, not a curated record.
AUGGAAAGCAUUCAAGAAAUACUCCAAAGGCCUCUAUCUGAGAAGGAAGCAGACUGUGUGCUGAAGCUUCGUGAUACCAACAAAGAUGGCGUUCUUGAGAAGAAGGAGCUGAUGAAUGACUUGAGGCCCUCCAAACUACAGCUCACUCGGGAGGAGAUCAAAGAGAUUUUCCUAGAACACGACAUCGAUGGAGAUGGUUGUCUUAGUGUCGGUGAGGUAACUAAGGCCUUCAAUUUCAUGGGUUCUUCGCUCUCGUUUCAUAAAGCUCGUCAUGGCUUGGCUCUUGCUGAUUGUGAUGGCGAUGGCGUUAUUAGCGAGGAGGAACUUGAUAAACUCGUUGAUUAUUUCGAAAAAACCAACAAGAAGUGUUUAAAGAGAGUUGUUCCAAAAAGAAGUGUUUAA